CUGGUACCAUUACCAAAGAGCAGCGAACUCACGGACACGCUGCUCUUGAUCAUGCGAUACCACGCGAUACUAAGUUGUAUUAUUAAGUUAUUAUAUAUCGGCAAUUAUGAGGAAUAGUUGGGCAUAGUGAGAAAUAAUUUAAAUACCUGAAAUCUAUAAUAGUAGGUACUUAAGUACUAAGAGUAGAGCGGAAUUGGACAGGGGCAGAGGAAGUUGACUGUACGCGACUGAACAGAAUGGUUUAGCGAUUCGAACCAAGAUGGUACUGGAAAGUACGAUGAUAUGUGUCGACAACAGCGAUUAUAUGAGAAAUGGAGAUUUCUUACCAACGCGGCUGCAGGCGCAGCAGGAUGCAGUUAACUUGGUUUGUCACUCGAAAACGCGGUCGAAUCCAGAGAACAAUGUUGGCUUGAUAACGCUAGCCAAUGUCGAAGUACUGGCUACGCUUACCAGCGAUAUAGGCAGAAUUCUUUCCAAACUUCAUCAAGUCCAGCCAAAUGGUAAUUUAUGUCUAAUCACAGGGAUAAGAAUUGCACACUUGGCAUUGAAACACCGUCAAGGUAAAAAUCACAAAAUGCGUAUUGUGGCCUUUAUCGGUAGUCCAAUAGAAAUCGAUGAGAAAGAACUUGUGAAAUUAGCAAAGAGAUUGAAGAAGGAGAAAGUGAACGUGGACGUGAUCAGUUUUGGGGAAGAGAAUGCCAACAACGAAGUACUGACUGCAUUUGUCAAUACUUUGAAUGGGAAGGAUGGAACGGGCAGUCACUUGGUCACUGUCCCGCCAGGACCGCAUUUGUCAGAUGCACUGAUCUCUUCUCCCAUCAUACAAGGGGAGGAUGGUAUGGGUGGUACAGGAAUGGGAGGGUCUGCUUACGAGUUUGGUGUUGAUCCAAACGAGGAUCCGGAAUUGGCAUUGGCUCUACGCGUUUCCAUGGAGGAACAACGACAGCGUCAAGAGGACGAAGCACGGCGUGCACAAGCCAACGAAACGGCUACGAACAAGCCACCGGAAACGAUCAAGGAAGUGCACAACGAGGAAGCCAUGCUGAAGCGUGCACUGGCUAUGUCGCUCGAGGGAUCGGAGAAGACUUCUUCGACGGCCGAAAAUGUCCCCGCCGCUCCCGCUAACACGAAUGCUCCCGAUUUCGCUCGCAUGACCGAAGAGGAACAAAUCGCUUUCGCGAUGCAGAUGUCUAUGCAAGAUCAACAAGAACUACUGGAGGAAUCUCUGAAGGAGGAAGCGAUGGAAGUCGAGGAAGAUUAUGCCGCGGUCAUGUCUGAUCCGGCGUUUUUGCAAUCGGUGUUAGAAAAUUUACCCGGAGUCGACCCCCAUUCCGAAGCCGUCCGUCAAGCUGUUGGAUCCCUUCAGCAGAACAAGGAUAAAGACAAAGAUAAGGACAAAGAGAAAGAGAAAGAAAAGGACAAGGACAAGGAUAAGGAUAACAAAUGAAAGAAAUCUAAGCUCGUUUAAUACAUUAUCCCGUAUAUUACUCACUGUUCUGUGAAUAUCUAUGUACCAAAUACAAGUUUCAGAUUUUUCAGAACUUUA
Ceratina calcarata is the source of this 1546-nucleotide messenger RNA. RefSeq names its product regulatory particle non-ATPase 10 (gene Rpn10). The transcript has 7 exons. Gene Ontology annotation, cellular component: nucleus; cytosol; proteasome regulatory particle, base subcomplex. The record is from RefSeq and is a predicted model, not a curated record. Gene Ontology annotation, molecular function: polyubiquitin modification-dependent protein binding. Gene Ontology annotation, biological process: proteasome-mediated ubiquitin-dependent protein catabolic process. Lineage: Eukaryota; Metazoa; Arthropoda; Insecta; Hymenoptera; Apidae. Bases 260 to 1447 code for a protein of 395 amino acids.